GCAGGUCAGCAGCGCUCCAUGUUGCGGCGCUGCGUGGCACUGGGCACCGACUGGCUCUGACUGCACCACACACACAUGACUUCAGUUGUGAAUGGCCCCGGCACUCGGCACAUUUGGCGGGCGGGAAGAAGCAGCCGUCAGUCCGGGCAGAGCUACCUGCUGCAGACCGUGCUUGCGCCGCGUACACCCAUGGGUGUCGCUACUGUGACCGUCUCCUGCGUUUGGACUGAAUGUGGCAGCCGCGUUGAUCGGUGCAGUUAUUUUCAGAGUCGAGCUAUUUCGGAGCGAUUGGAAACGUGCAGACUGCUCGGGUGAUUUGGAUUGAGGAGCCGCACGGAGCGCUGCAGCAGACACGGUACAGCACCGGAGCCGCAGCAGCAGCAACAGCAGCAGCAGCAGAGGAGGCACGGGUGUGAUGCCAAAAACUGGCCAGAAAAACAAAGGUUCAAGUCAAGGAAAGAGAACUGUUGGGUGUCCCCUCUGGAGAGGGAUCGGGACUGUGGUUUAGCCCAGCGAAAUGUAGCGCCUCACUGCCCUCAAAGCCGGAUUUGGAGACCUGCCUGCUGUCUACUCAUGAUUUCUCUGUAGUCUAGUCCAGGGCAUCUGCUGCAGUCAUGUUUAGGAACAGCUUGAAGAUGUUGCUGACGGGAGGGAAGGCCAACCGCAAGAGUCGCAGCAGUGAUGGUGGGAGCGAGGACUUGGCAGACCCCCGCUCACCCAGUCUAGACCCUCACCUGAGCCACGUUGGCCAAGGUGGCAGCAUAGACAGCGACUGUGCCUUUGAAGGAGACUACGCCGUGCCCCCGCUCUCGAUGACCGAGGGCAUGCAGCACAUUCGCAUAAUGGAGGGCGUGUCACGCUCGCUGCCCUCCUCCCCGCUGCUCACCCACCAGACCAUCAGUGUCAGGCUGCAGCCCGUGAAGAAGCUCACAGCCCCUCUGCGGAAAGCAAAGUUUGUGGAGAGCCCUCGCAUUCCACAAUCAGAGCUUGGCUCCCCUACACACACCUCCACCACUGCCAAGAAUCCAGACCUGGACACAUACUGCCCUGGGGAGUCAAGCCAGGAGCUGGGCCCCCCUCCGUCGGUGGAUGAGGCAGCCAACACAUUGAUGACGCGCCUGGGUUUCCUUCUGGGAGACAAAGUGAGCGAGGGGCCAGCCGGUACCCAGUACAGCAUGGAGGAACCCGAGGCGAGACAGGGCCAGAACCAGAGGAUCAGCCCGUGCUCCACCCUGACCAGCAGUACUGCCUCACCCCCUGCAGGCAGCCCCUGCUCCACCCUCCCUCCUGCCAUGCCUGGCCAGGCCGGCAACAAGGACUGCGCCUACGGCUCUGUCACCAGUCCCACCUCGACACUGGAGAGCAGGGACAGCGGGAUUAUCGCCACACUGACCAGCUACUCGGAGAACAUGGAGCGAGGCGGAAAAUACGGCGAGGGCUCCCGGGGAAACCUGAAGCUGUGGCAGUCCCAGAAAUCAGGCAUGGACUCGUUCCUGUACAGGGUGGAUGAAAACAUGACCGCCUCCACCUACAGCCUCAACAAAAUCCCUGAGCGCAACCUGGAGAGCAUGUCCUCCCACUCUGCCCACUCCAUCCCUCUGUACCUCAUGCCCCGCCCUAACUCUGUGGCUGCCACCAGUUCAGCCCACCUGGAGGACCUGGCAUACCUGGAUGAGCAGAGACACACUCCAUUACGCACCUCGCUGCGCAUGCCCCGACAGAGCACCACCUGCGGGCCGGGUCGCUCCGGGCAGGACCUGAGAGCUUCCGCUAAUAACACCCAUGCCUGGCAAUCCCAGUCACUGCGUUUUGCACCCUAUCGGCCUCAAGACAUCGCCCUCAAGCCUCUGCUGUUUGAGGUGCCGAGCAUCACCAUGGACUCCGUCUUCACGGGCCGCGAGUGGCUCUUCCAGGAGAUCGAUGCCCACCUCAACAGCCCCAAUGCCAGCACCAACCGCGGCGUGGCGGUCGUUGGCAACAUCGGCUUCGGCAAGACCGCGAUAAUCUCUCGCCUGGUGGCACUGAGCUGCCACGGCACCCGCAUGAGACAGAUCGCCUCCGACAGCCCUCAGGCCUCACCCAAACAUGGAGAGGGGCUCCCUCUCACUCAGCCCCAGCCCACGCAUGGCACCCUGGGAGGAGGCAGCUGUCCCGGGACCCCAGAGAUGAGGCGACGUCAGGAAGAAGCCAUGAGGAGGCUGGCGUCUCAGGUGGUGGCGUACCACUACUGCCAGGCAGAUAACGCCUACACCUGCUUGGUGCCGGAGUUUGUGCACAACGUGGCGGCUCUGCUGUGCCGCUCGCCGCACCUUGUCGCCUACAGGGAGCAGCUGCUGAGGGAGCCGCACCUACAGAGCAUCCUCAGUCUACGCUCCUGCGUCCAGGACCCGCUGGCCUCCUUCAGGAGGGGCGUCCUAGAGCCCCUGGAUGCACUUUACAAAGAGAGGAAGAUCAGCUCUGAGGAGGACCUCAUCAUCCUCAUAGAUGGUCUGAAUGAAGCAGAGUUCCACAAGCCAGACUACGGAGACACCAUCGUGUCCUUCCUCACUAAAACCAUCAACAAGUUCCCUCCCUGGCUCAAACUGGUCGUCACAGUCAGAACCACGUUACAGGAGAUCACCAACGCGCUGCCGUUCCACCGUAUCUCUCUGGACAGCCUGGAGGAGAACGACGCCAUAGACCAGGACCUGCAGGGCUACAUCCUGCACCGCAUCCACAGCAGCCCGGAGAUCCAGAACAACAUCUCGCUCAACGGCAAGAUGGACAACACCACCUUCGGCAAGCUCAGCGCCCACCUCAAGGCCCUGAGCCAGGGCUCCUACCUGUACCUCAAGCUCACCUUUGACCUCAUCGAGAAAGGCUACCUUGUCCUCAAAAGCUCCAGCUAUAAGGUGGUUCCAGUCAACCUGGCAGAGGUGUACCUGCUGCAGUGCAACAUGCGCUUCCCCACGCAGUCAUCGUUCGAGCGGGCGCUUCCUCUGCUUAACGUGGCCGUGGCCUCCCUUCAUCCGCUGACCGAUGAGCAGAUAUAUCAGGCCAUCAACGCUGGCUCGCUGCAGGGCACACUAGACUGGGAAGACUUCCAGCAACGUGUAGACAACCUGUCGGUCUUCCUGGUGAAGAGGAGGGACGGUACCAGGAUGUUUGUUCACCCGUCCUUCAGGGAGUGGCUGAUCUGGAGAGAAGAAGGAGAAAAGACAAAGUUCCUCUGUGAUCCGAGGAGCGGUCACACCCUGCUGGCCUUCUGGUUCUCUCGGCAGGAGAACAAGCUGAACAGACAGCAGACUAUUGAGCUGGGCCAUCACAUCCUCAAAGCACAUAUCUUCAAGGGCCUCAGCAAGAAAGUCGGGGUUUCCUCAUCCAUCUUGCAAGGCCUGUGGGUAUCCUACAGCACAGAGGGCCUUUCAGCUGCACUUUCUUCACUCCGAAACCUCUACACUCCCAACAUCAAGGUGAGCCGGCUGCUGAUGAUGGGCGGUGCCAAUGUGAACUACCGCACAGAGGUGCUGAACAACGCCCCCGUGCUGUGUGUCCACUCCCACCUGGGCUACAUGGACAUGGUGGCUCUGCUGCUCGAGUUUGGCGCCUCUGUCGACGCUCCGUCAGAGAGUGGCCUCACGCCGCUGGGCUAUGCCGCGGCUGGGGGACACAUGGCCAUUGUGACAGCGCUUUGCCGCAAGAGAGCGAAGGUGGACCACCUGGAUAAGAACGGCCAGUGUGCCCUGGUUCACGCGGCCUUGAGGGGCCACAUGGAGGUGGUGAAGUACCUCAUCCAGUGUGACUGGUGCAUGGGGUCGCAGCAGCAGCAGUCGCCUCAAACCCAACAACAGGCGUCCUUCACCAAGAGCCACGCAGUCCAGCAGGCCCUCAUCGCUGCAGCCAGUAUGGGAUACACAGAGAUUGUGUCCUACCUGCUGGACCUGCCUGAGAAAGAUGAAGAGGAGGUGGAGCGUGCUCAAAUCAAUAACUUUGACACCCUGUGGGGGGAGACAGCUCUGACCGCAGCCUCCGGUCGGGGGAAGCUGGAGGUCUGUCGUCUGUUACUGGAGCAGGGGGCGGCCGUGGCUCAGCCCAACAGACGAGGCAUCGUUCCGCUGUUUAGCGCCGUCCGACAGGGACACUGGCAGAUCGUGGACCUCCUCCUCACACAUGGCGCAGAUGUCAACCUGGCUGACAAGCAGGGUCGCACUCCUCUAAUGAUGGCCGCCUCGGAGGGACACCUGGGGACUGUGGAGUUUUUACUAUCUCAAGGAGCCUCUCUGUCUCUGAUGGAUAAGGAGGGUCUGACCGCUCUGAGCUGGGCCUGUCUCAAAGGACACUUACCUGUCGUGCGCUGCCUGGUGGAGAGCGGAGCCGCCACCGACCACGCUGACAAGAACGGACGCACGCCCCUCGACCUGGCUGCCUUCUACGGCGACUCUGAAGUGGUCCAGUUCUUGGUUGACCACGGCGCCAUGAUAGAGCACGUAGACUACAGCGGGAUGCGUCCUCUGGACAGGGCGGUGGGCUGCAGAAACACGUCGGUGGUGGUCGCCCUGCUCAAGAAAGGAGCCAAGAUAGGAUGUCAGACGCUGCCCAGUCGGCCCCGAGGUCCAGCCACGUGGGCCAUGGCCACCUCCAAACCCGACAUCAUGAUCAUCUUACUCAGCAAACUCAUCGAGGAGGGGGACAGUUUCUACAAGAAGGGGAAGGUGAAGGAGGCAGCACAGCGUUAUCAAUAUGCCCUCAAAAAGUUUCCACGCGAAGGCUUCAGCGAGGACCUCAAGACAUUCAGGGAACUCAAAGUAUCGCUCUUCCUCAACUUGUCCCGAUGUCGGAGGAAAAUGAACGACUUUGGGAUGGCUGAGGAAUUUGCUACCAAGGCACUCGAACUGAAACCAAAAUCAUAUGAGGCAUACUAUGCCAGAGCACGCGCCAAGCGUAGCAGCAGACAAUUUCCUGAAGCCUUAGAGGACCUGAAUGAAGCCAUGAAGCAGUGCCCCAACAACCGAGAGAUCCAGCGGCUGCUCCAGAGGGUGGAGGAGGAGUAUCACCAGCUCAACCAGGAGGAGCACCAGCAGCAGGACCUGGAGCUGGAGCCUCCUCCCUCCCCUCCUCCUACACCUCCCCCAGAAGACGAGGAGUCCCUGUCCCUGUCCAUGCCUCUCCCCCCUCCCCCAGAGCCCCGUCUGGAGGACAUGGAGCCCGUCCAGGACCUGUUUGAGGACGAGGACUACCUGGAGCAAGAGCUGGAGGCCAUGUCUGUGGGUCUGCCCCCACCCGAGUCUCUCACCAACCCCUCCAGCCUUCCCAUCAUCCAGAGCCCGCCGCUGUCCCCAACACAUCCAGAUCAGAUCUACUUAGCUGGAGGUUCGCCCAUGGGCCAGCCCUACGAAUAUCACCCCACCUCUUCCUCCAUGUCCUCUCCAACCCGCGGCUCGUACCAGCCCACAUCGCCCUCCCUCUCCCCGACGCAUCAGAAUCACUAUCGACACAGCCCGCCUCAUACCUCCCCGGUGCACCAGUCGUCCUACGGCUUCAGCCCGCCUUCUAUGGGUAGUGGAGGUCAGGGGAUGGAUCACCAGAGCCCACCGCCUUCUCCUUUACGUCGGGCAGCUCAGUACAGAGCCAGUCCACCAGUAGAGAGUGUUUGUCUGUACAGGUCCCAGUCCGGGUCACCUGUGCGCUACCAGACAGAGCAGCUCCCCGGCCGACCCAAAUCCCCCCUCUCCAAGAUGAGCAGCCAGCGUUCGUUCCAGCUGAGCUCGCAGCAGUCUCUGUCCUCGCAGCACCACCAAGCCCAAGGCCUUCGUCUUCAGCCUUCUAUAGCCCAGAUAGUCCGCACAAACCAGCCCAGCAACGUGAUGGGCAACAGCCUCUACAGCGGCCAGAUGGGACACUCCAUGAGUGGUCGCUACCAGGGGGGUUCGGUGGAUGUCGAGAGCCGGCUGGUGUACCAGCCCUCCUUGGAUGGACGGUCCAUGCCCCAGGUGCAGGCCAGCCUCAGCUCUGGGGCCCUCUGUCAGCACGGCGGCCGAGGAGGGGUUAUGGAGUCGGGCCUGUUGAAGGAUGAGCUACCCCAGCGCCCCUCCUCUGCCUACCGCGCCAGCAGCGGGGGCCCGGGGGGCAUCCGUUACAGCCAGACGCCCCAGAUAAGCCGCAGCCAGUCAGCCGCCUAUUAUCCAGUCUCGGAACACGUACUGGAGCGAGCCAAUGCCAUGCCCCCCUGCCAGCUGGGUUCUCCCGAGAUCCCCCACAUGGUGAGACGCCCCGUCAGUGCCAAUACUACUGAGAUGAAGCAGCACGUGCCCACCCCGAGGCCUCUCAUCCACUCACAGAGCGUAGGCCUUCGAUUCUCCCCGUCCAGCAACAAUAUCUCAACUGGAUCCACCUCCAAUUUAGCGCCGGGUUUCAGGCCGUCCUCUUCCAUUCAGCAGAUGGAGAUCCCCCUGCAAGCCACAUACGAGCGCUCCUGUGAUGACAUCUCCCCAAUCUCUCCCUCUCAAGGCGGCGGGGGGCUGUAUCCAGGCGAGACCACACGCUCUCGGAACACGCCCUUCAUGGGCAUCAUAGACAAGACGGCGCGGACUCAGCAGUACCUGCAUCAGCCCUCGCGGUCCAGGGCCAUGACGUCCAUGGACUCCGCUAUCAGCCCCACCUCGCCUGGCCAGCUGGUCCAGCAAGGCUCCACCUACAGCCCCCCCGCCUCGCUGGGCAACAUCGCCUACUACAACAAGACUAACAACGCCCAGAACGGACACCUGUUGGAGGAGGACUACUACACCCAGACGCAGCCCCCCUCGCUGGGCAAGCUGGCCAACGGCUCCCGCGGCAGUGGAGACAUCCUGGAGCGGGUCAGCCAGGUGCCCACCUAUCCGGAUGUGAAGGUGGCGAGGACUCUGCCCGUGGCACAGGCCUACCAGGACAACAUGUAUCGCCAGCUCUCGCGUGACUCCCGGACCCAAGGCCCCACCUCCCCCAUCAAACCAAAGAGACCAUUUGUGGAGUCAAACGUGUGAUGGCCUGCCUGUGAUUGGUUGGUCGGACUGGGCUUGUCAGUGGGAGUGAGAGGAGGAAAAUAUUUAGCUCGACAGCAGAUGCUGCUGACCCCUUGUGUAUGUGACAUGGACGGACUCAUCUUAAAGAACUCACCAGAGAGAAACCCACUCAGCCGGCACACACACACUUAGGGUAUUAGACAUUAUCUUAUAUGAGAAACAUAACUAACAGUGAAAGCGAUUAUUUCAUUAUCAUAUUCUGCACACAGGUGGGACAGCAGGAGGGUCCUCAGUUCUGAUCUCAUACUGAAUCAAAGACCGGUGCACUUCCAGAAUGUUGUGCGGCACAAAGUUCCCACAGGUGAACACGACAGGUGGGACUGUGAGAGUGAAAGUACUAACCAUCGGACUCGACUCGUGGACUCUGUAUCCAUCUUCUGUUCUUUCAAAGUGUGCUCUUAACCAAGGUUGCUAGUAGGCUCUAUUCUAUGUAAUACAAUAUUAUAUGUUCAAUACUGUACAUUGCUCAGAAAAUACAAAUGGCUCAACAAAACUCAGUACUUAGAGAAAAAUGACAAUAUUUAUAAUUAAGUUAUAUAUUGUACAUAGAAAGAAAACAUAGUUUGCGUUUGAAUUGUAUUCUGUUAACCCUGCCUUUGUGUCCCACUGCUAGUCAUAUGGAUGUGGAAACCGAUCAGGGCGAGGAACGAGGGACAUCGACCAACUUUGAAUGACGUAAUUACCUCUAAUGUGUCGAAAUAAAAAGGAUUCUGUCGUGGUUUAAUGCAAGAAGAUGCUUCCUAUGCUGCAGUAGGUCCUGAAGGACGUAACUAGCAGGUUUAUCGAUUAAUCUGCAAUGUUUUUUCUGUAAAAUAUCGGAAAAUAGAAAAAAUAUGUCCGGUAUAAUUCCCGCAAUCUGAGAGCGGAAGCUUCAAAUGUAAGGUUACCAUCAGAAAGUUUGGCCAGUUUAUUUCCUGUCAACUGAGCUAUAGAUUAAUUAUUUUUAGCUCUACGUUAAUAAACACACGAGAAUUCAGAUCUUACACAAAGUACCACAGAGUGCUUCAAAAGUUUAGCUGGAAUUAAAAUGCUUUUGUCAGAGUUAAAAAUGAUGCUGACACCUAUUUUUGCAUCUUCUUUUGUUCAUUAAAUCAUUUUUUGAAAACUACGUAAAUACGUAAACUAUGAUUUUCUAUAUUUCCUAACUGUAUCACAGACCUCAUGAUAAGCAUUCAUGCAGUGAUACUUAACUUUUUUGUACUCUCAAUGUAAAUAAGGCACCAGAGUGCACAGAAAAGCUUAAAAAUCAAGCUUUAUUUUGGUAAAGUGCCAGGGGAGGAACCUCUAGACCCCCCAGCAGACGUCCGGACUAAGCCCCACCCCUGCGUACACCUGAGCUGUGCUGCGACUGGAUUUGCCUUUUAGCAAAGAAGUAAAGAUGAGUGAGGACAGCAAACAUUAAAAGAUUAAACAGGGCUGCACCAUAUGCAAAAAAACAUAUAUAGUUUUAUUAUUUUGACAGAUACUGCGAUUUGAGUCACAAUUUUAGCGGUAAUAGCAAUUUUUGCAUCUGAUUUUCACUUUUAAAAAAUGAUGUGAUUUUAUGUUCUGGGGUCUGUGCCUAAUAAGCAUGUUCCUUCACAUCUGGAAUAUGAUUACACACACAUUUUACCUUUAUCAAAAAUUGCAGCUCCCAUGAUUCGGAUAUUACACUUGGCAGUAUUGUGAUUUCUAUAAUAUUCCGAUUUAUAAUAAUAAUAAUAAUAAUAAUAAUAAUAAACUACUUAUAAAGCGCUUUUCAAAACAAAGUUACAAAGAGUUUUACACAGUUGAUCCUGCAUUCAAAACAAUGCGGAAUUCAAGCCAAAAAAUGAGGCAAUUUUAAGAAAAUGCAAAAAACAAAAAAUAAAAUAAAAUACCGUCACUGAAGCAGAUAAGCAAAGAUGGCAACUAAUUGCCGUGUGGAUUGUGCUGAGGUACAGCAGAUCAAACAAUCAGAGUAACAUUCAGCCCUAGUUGAAAUCAGGCAAUUCAUUUAUUAUAUAUACUGAUAAAUAUUGUUAAUGUUUAUUUACUGGCCUCCUGUCAUUUUUGCAAAAGUGGCCCUCGGGGAAAGCAAGUUGAGAUUCUCUGCUGUAGUGUCGAGGCUGCAAUCUCUACACGUAGUCUGACAUAUUGGACCUGCUCCCUGUCAGUAAACAACUUUGAAUACUAGCUUGAUCAAACAGGCAGAGCAUCAGUUGCUGUAGCUUUGUACAAGCUCAUAGGAUUGUUUUUGAGUCAACUCAUAGAAGUCAAGUUGAACAAAAAUCUGGUUUGUAGUUUGAAUCUCCAGCUCCAGGAAUCUUGCGGGUCAGAUGAUGAGUGACUUCAUCACGUGGCGCACGAGCAUCAAAGUUCGCCUUUGUCCCUCCUCCGCGGGUGAUUACGCUGCGUGUUCCUAACAGAGAGCGUACAUAUGCUAGUGAUGGGUUAACAUGGAUAGUGCUCAGCGAUUAAAAGCAAGCAAAUGCAUACACGACCACUGUUACAGACGUUUCCCUCUCUCCUGCAUCACCUCAUUUCUUUUUACCCACGAUGCAUUUUUAUUCCGCCACUUCUUCUGCACUAAAAAUGCCUGUUAAGUUCUUAACUAAGGGUGCACUUUAUGUAUUUUACUUACUUUUGUUGUUAACGGUUGUUGAAUCUGGAGAAAGUGGGCGUGUGAUCAGGCAGACCUCCGACCAGUGAGACUAUCAUAGACACUAUUGUUAUGAUUUACAAACGCAGCGAUGAAUGACAAUAUGAAGAGCAAACAAUGUUUUUAAACCGGUGAAGAUGUAUAGACUUUCUAGCACAAGUUGUAUAUACUGACUCAGAUGUUCCACUUCGGGUCCAGCGCGGGUUUGUGAGUGAAGCAAGAUCAUAUUUAAGUAUUCCACAUCAUUAGAAAAUAUCCAUUAAAGUCCUCUAUCUCUAAAGGAGCCAGUCUAAUCCACUGGUCUUGCACACAUCUUGAAAUUAAGUCAAAUCUACUGCAACAAAAAAAAGUGUGACUGAGGUUCAGUGCUCAGAAACUCCAUAUUUGGAGUUUGGGGUGAUCGAGAAAGUGGAAGAAUAUUCAAGUUAUUUGUAUAUGUGGGAAAAGUUACGGACCAUUUGUCUGUAACGUUUUAUUUUGGUUUCUCUGAUAAAGAAUAUCUAAAGAGUUCAUUCUCAGUUUCACCUGCUACCAGAGAGAUGCCCUACUUAUCUUUACAGAAAUGAAGGUAUAAACUGUAUUAUACUUAAUUUAAGAAGACUUCUAGGUUGAGGACAUUCGAGGGUGUAUGGUUUCAAGCUGUCUAUGUAUAUUAGUUUGCUGUAAAUAGUCUGAUGCAUGUUCUAUUCUUUCCAUGAGCUCAAGCGGAAACAUGUAUAGCAGUGUUCUGACUCUGGUGUGCGACACGCGCGACGCUCGGAUCAAGAUAAGGAGACCGCUCUCCCCCCCUGAACUGUCCUUAUCAUUUUCCCUUCGACCUCACCAGACAAAAAGCAAAAGGUUUUCUUUUCUUUUAUUUUAAUGUAUUUGCUUGCUGAGCAGAGUUCUCUUGUCUGUAAAUGUGAGCUUUCAGAUCGCUGUGAUAAAAAGUUUAAUUAAAAACAAUAAAAAAGAAUGUGUUUUUA
Messenger RNA from Epinephelus fuscoguttatus (brown-marbled grouper), 10622 nucleotides. It is a transcript of the gene tanc2b, whose product is annotated as tetratricopeptide repeat, ankyrin repeat and coiled-coil containing 2b. Gene Ontology annotation, cellular component: dendritic spine. Gene Ontology annotation, molecular function: protein binding. Bases 615 to 6998 code for a protein of 2127 amino acids. The record is from RefSeq and is a predicted model, not a curated record. Gene Ontology annotation, biological process: regulation of dendritic spine morphogenesis. Lineage: Eukaryota; Metazoa; Chordata; Actinopteri; Perciformes; Serranidae. The transcript is spliced from 32 exons.